AUGUCUUUUUCAUCUUUAUCGUCUCUUUCUCAAAAUUGUGUUAAUUUUGUUACUUAUAAUUUUAAUCGUCAAGAUUUUGAUCAAUUAAUUCAAAUGUAUUUUGAAGAUGAAACAACUUGUCCUUUUACUUAUAUUAAAAAAACUAGAUUUGGUUAUUAUAAACCGUCAACUGAUGAAAAAAAGAAUAAAAUAAAUGGUAUAAAAGGUUUUCUAAAGAUUGACAAAAUACAUUUUGAACCAGUUGGAAGUGAGCCUGACUCUAUACGCUACUGUAAAAAAACUUUUAAUAAAUAUUCUAUUCAUAAUCGAAAAGAAGUUGAAUAUGAUAAUGUAAAUAGUGCACUUUGGAAUGUUGUUCUCAACGUACAUUGGCUAGAUAUGAUGAAAAUUCGGGGCCAUAUAAAUAUUCGAUUCAAGAAAAUAAAAGAAAAGAAUCAAUUUCAAGAACAACUAUUGAAAGAUGCGCAAGAAUAUAUGGAUGAUAUUCUUGUAAAAAAAAUAUCAAAAGAAGAAGCGAUUGUUAAAUAUGCUGAGAAAAAUCCACAAUGGAUCACUCAGAAUCCAAAUAAUAUUGCUAUUAUUUGUGAUGCUC
Messenger RNA from Dentiscutata erythropus, 592 nucleotides. Lineage: Eukaryota; Fungi; Glomeromycota; Glomeromycetes; Diversisporales; Gigasporaceae. The record is from the annotation of a GenBank genome assembly.